AUGAAAAAUGGUAGUUUUUAUGAUUCUGGACAUACUGUAGCAGGAAUAGCGCAUAGUGGAAAUUCAAUUGUGGAUAAAUGUAUAAUCACGUUUUCCACACUUGUCUUGGAAGUAGAUAUUUUGUUCGAAAAAGCGCAAAGUACAUUCUAUAAGGCACUGAUUGUUUAUGGAGAAAAUGUUGAUGGUUGUUUGUCAACAGAAGAUGGAACAGUGAAAAUGAUUGCUCAAUUCUUGCCACAUCUUCAGGAGCUUCAAAUUUUUGUGCAGCGCUGUCAAGAAGUAUUCCGCAAUAUUAUCUGUCAACUUUACGCCUUGCUGUCAUCGAAGGACAAACUUCUGGAACAAGCACACGAAAGAAAGUUGUUGAAAAUGUGGCGCUCGCUUGGAUUAUUAUUGUCAGUUUUGAUUACUCUUGAUCAGAUUCUUCGAAAGCAAUCUACUCUACAACAACACUGGAAAUCAUACUACAAAACAAUGAAAUUGGUGAAUCGUAAUCCAUCACAUUUUAACGCAGAAUCAGAAUUGUUACCUCCAUUUCAACAACUUAUUGAUAGCAUUAAUAAAUCAAUUAUUCAAGCCAAUCUGUAUAAGGACUGCUGCCAGCAAAUUUUUGAAGAAAGUUUGCUUGAUAGUGAUUUGAUGAAUGAAAGAAUGAAAUGUAUAACGAUCGAGAUGUAUGAAAAAUGGGAUAGAAUAGCUGCUGAUGAUUUGCCGCAUAAGCGCUUUUUGAUGGCGAUUGUUGCUCUUGCUAUCUGUCAUAUGUUCAUGUUCGGAACAGCAGACAAAAAAAUGAUGCGAACUAUUUGGAAUAGCUACAAAAAACUUCCCGUCUUUCAUAUUUUUGGACAUGUUGUUUGGUCUCCGUGCGAAUUCAUUCUGGAAAACUUAAUACAAGCAGAUCGCGUGAUUGAUCACAAAAUGGUGUUAGCUAUGAAAGCUGCAAAGAAAGCGCAAUUUUUACAAAACAUGGAGGUUCUGCCGAAGGAAGCUUCAGUUUUAGCUAAUACUCUCGAUGAGUGGAAAUACCGUAUGAAUGAAGAAUUAAAGCAGAGAACAGAACAGAUGUCGAGUGAUCGCAUAUUUCAACGAAUUUCACUGUUUUUGAAAGGUAUCCGUUUUGCUGAUUUGGCUUGUCGUCUCUUAAAAACAUUGAUGAGUUGUUUAUUGGAAGAGCAGAAAGCAAUAUCACGUAGCUCUCUCUCAGCUGCUUUCCGUAUGGUUGAAAUGAUCAAGGCAGUGGAGAGAUUAUUCAAAAAAUGGUGGUAUGAUGUGUUGGAAAGUUGUCAGGAAGCGAUACAAUACACUAAUGCUGAACUUCUGACUAUAAUCAACACAGCUAGAGAAACAAUACGUAAGGAAUCUGUGCUUUCUUAUCGCACCAUUGAUACACUUUCGGCCUUAGCAGUCUCUGAGAGUGCUCUUUCAGGUGCAGUGACGCGAGCAAAUUUAAUUGUUGCGAGUGUAGCGUUAGAUAUGGCAUGUUAUGCAAAAAUAUUUCGUGGAAGUGAUGCAGAAAGAAUAGAUGAACUGCUUUCACGUUUAGAAACUCUCUCAGUGCUGGGAAAUAUCAUUUCUCGCAUAUGCAAUUGUUCAUUUCUGUUUUGGCAUCGGUCGUUCAUUGCAACAUAUUUUGAUGCGAUUAUUAGUGAUGGUUUUUGUCGACCAGAGCUUUUCUUCGAUGCCGUCAAUGAUAUUGAAACAGUACUAGAGUGGGACGAAAAAAAUAUGGAUACAGGAGUCAAAAAAUCAAUACUAGAUGAAUUGUAUAAAAUAUUUGAGGAGUUGUAUUUAAAAAAUUUGUGUGAGGCGAUCGAAACGGAUUUGCGUUUAACUGUUCAUUCACAUCUUCAACUGGAUGAUCGUACACCAAAAGAUCCAAUGCAAGAUACUGACUUGCGUUUAGUAAACUUACUUGAAAUGCCUACAUUACAUUUAUUCGAUCGACUUAUUGAUGUAAAACAAUAUGUUGAGAGAUACUUGGAACGCAUAUUUUACAAUUUGACAUCUGUCGCUCUGCAUGAUUCUCAUACUUACAUGGAAAUGAGUCUUUUGGCUAAGCAAAAAUAUGGUCUGAUUUUAUGUGAAAGUCAUCUGCCGUUUCAAAAGCUGAAUCAAGGCCCAGAUGUCCUUUAUGUUGCUCGAAACAUUGAUUCGUUUGUAGAAUCCUACAAUUAUAAUUUGAACGAGCAAUUUUUCAUCGAAAAAGAUAGUAAGAGUAAACAGUUGACAGUACUAACUGUAGAACAUGUUGCUAAUUCGAUACGAAGUCAUGGUAUGGGUAUAAUGAACACUACAAUCAAUCACGCUUAUCAGUUCCUUAAAAAGAAGUUCUAUCUCUUUUCACAGCUUCUUUACGAUGAUCGGGUUCAAAAUCAGUUGAUCAAAGAUGAUCGCUUUUUCCAUGAUAACGUUGAAAAUCUAAAAAAUAUGUAUCCGGUAAGUCGGGCACAACGGUUCAAUACCUCAAUCCGACGUCUUGGCGUUACAGUAGAUGACCUGUCAUAUCUGGAUAAAUUACGAAUAUUGAUAACCGAAGUAGGCAAUGCUAUGGGAUAUGUAAGACUAGUUAGAUCAGGUGCUGUUGAAGUGAGUGUACAAUCACUGGAGUUUCUUCCUGAUUUAGAUGAUAUCAUGUCAUUUGAACCAAUGGUGAUGAAUGCGAAAUUAUCUACCGAAAGUAUUGAUGCUGCUCGAGUAUUAGAUGGAAUUUUUGAUGUUUCAAAGAAAAAUAUUAAUCAGUCUGAUAACUAUUUGCAGAUUCUUGUAGAAGUAUUUGCGCCAGAAUUGCGAGAUAGUACGAAGUAUGAGCAUUUAAACUUUUUUUAUAUGAUUGUACCUCCUCUUACAAUCAAUUUUAUUGAUCAGAUGUUAUCAUGCAAGGGAAAAUUAGGUAGAAGAGCAAAACAGAAUAACACAUUUACAGAUGAUGGAUUCAUUCUUGGUGUAGCAUUCAUUUUAAUUUUGUUAAAACAAGAAGCCAGUUUCUCGGCUCUCAACUGGUUUCAGUCAGUAACUUGCGGUUGUACAGAAGCAAUCGUCAACACUUCUACGGUUACCAAAAGUAUGUCUAGCAAAAGUAGUUCGGAUCCCUCUACAGCAAUUCGUAUAGCAAAGCUUGAUCAUUACCAGAAGGUGCAAUGGUUGGGUCGACAAAUUUUGUAG
This is a messenger RNA of Thelazia callipaeda (thelaziosis nematode), 3162 nucleotides long. NCBI's taxonomy places the organism in Eukaryota, Metazoa, Nematoda, Chromadorea, Rhabditida, Thelaziidae. The record is from the annotation of a GenBank genome assembly.